GUGAGGUGGUGCGCUGAUAGGAUCGCACAUGGCGGCGAGGAAUAGAGCGUGUAUUCUGGGUGUGACACCUUGAUUUCACAGAAUGGACAAGGAGCAGGUUUCCAAACGUUUGUAUGUGGGAGGGCUUGGCCAUACGGUUUCCAAGGCUGAACUGGAAGAAAGAUUUGGCAAGUUUGGGCGUAUUUUGGAGACAGAGAUUAUUACCAGAAAAGAUGAUCAGGGGAAUCCUACGAAAACUUUUGCUUACAUCAGUGUCAACAUUUCUGAUGCAGAUCUGAGAAAGUGCAUGUCAAUUUUAAAUAAAUCUAAAUGGAAAGGGGGGACACUGCAAAUUGAAUUGGCCAAAGAAAGCUUUUUGCACAGGCUGGCCACGGAGAGGGAGGAAGCAAAGCUACAGAAAGAGAAACCACAGAGAAAUGACCAAAUGUGUCUGUUGGAAUCUCUGAAAAAGACAGGAGUUGUGGAUUUCCACAUGAGAGCAGUGCCAGGUACAGAGGUGCCAGAUCAUAAGAAAUGGGUUGUUGGAAAAUUUGGCAGAGUCUUGCCUAUCCUGCACCUCAGGAAUCAACAAAAAAAUAAAGUGGUGAAAUAUGACCCCUCCAAGUAUUGCCACAACCUGAGGAAGCUGGAGGCAGACCUGGCACAUGCAGCUCCUGUGUCCCAGCUCACCUGGAAGCUGGAAGGGGGAGAUGACAGCACGAGCAGGAAGCGGCGGGGGGAAUUCCCUGGGAUGAGGAAACCAGCGGAGAAACGCAGGCAGCUGGGCAGCAAGGCCCUGAAUGGAGCAGCUCUGUCCUCUGGGUGCCCAUCACAUCCAAAACACACAGACUCACCAGAGCUCAGCCAAAGAUCAAAGCCCAAACCUAGUGAGGAGUCAGAAUUGCCUCCAGCAAGGAGACUGGAUGGGAAAAUAUCAGGGAGAGGUUUAUUAUCGGAUCAAAGCAGUGCUAAUGGAGUUACAGCCAAAAAUAAUACCAGUGUUUCUGAUAGUGACAUUGAUUCUGAAGAGGAGAUCAGAGCAAUGGUAAAGAAAGAGACAGAAAGACAGAAAGCUGUAAAUGUUGAGACUGAAAGUGAGCAGUUGGAAAUCGUUGGGGAUAAUUUUGAAUUAAAAUACAGUAGCCACUGGUCCUUAAGCAAUUUGGAUGCCGUGAAGAAAGGAAGGAACAAAGAGACAGAGACUAUGGAAUGUGAUAAUGGUUAUGAUUCAGCAGAUACAGAUGAAAUUAUUGCUGAAAGUAAACCUCCAGAAGACUCUAAACAGGGGAAGGUGAAAAAUAAAGAAAUAUUAGCUAAAAAAAAAAGUGGUUUGGUAAAUGGCUCCUCACCGAAAACUCGCAGUUUAAAAGAAGAACACAUUAAAAGAAAAGGGAAAAUUAAAAAAUCCACGAUUGCUGCCUUGCAGAGUACAGCAGCCAACAGUACAACCAAGACAUGUGAUAGUGACAGCUCUUGUUCAGAGUCUGAGAAAGGGGAGUCUGAAAUCAGCUCUGAUUAUGAGUCUAUGAUGCAGAACUGUUACCACUUAGACCUCACCUUGGAUGACUUAAAAGCACUGGCUGCAGAAAACACUGGGACACCUGCAGAGGGGUCAGGCAGUGAAGAGAGUCCUUGUCAGCCCAGCCUUGAAGAUAAUCCCAAGGAUAAUACUGCAAAUAAACCAAAACUUUCUAAAUUUCACCCUGCAGUUAAAAAAAAUGCCAUCUGUCCUGAAGAUGUUCUGGCUGAUAUUUUAGCAGGGGAGGAGGAUGCUGUUGAGGAAAGCUCCAAGGGACAAAGUAAUUCACAUUUGAAAUAUCAGCCCUUCAGAGGAAUGGGGUCCCUUUGUGUAAAAGAGUUAAGUAAGGACAGCACUGGGUUAAAGAAGAAGUCUGUAGAAAGUUUGGGACUUGAAGCUUGUACAUCUUAUUGUGGGGAAGAGUCAUCUAAAAAUCAGCCAAAGAACCAUCCCUUGAGUCCACUUGAAGUCAGCAGCAAAAAGAGACACAAAGUGCCUUGUGAACAGCAUGAUGGACUGUCAGCUGCUGCCUCCUCAGCAGGUCGGAGACUUCAGCCUGGUUCUGGGCCUCAUUUGCAAGGGAAGAACAAAGGUGUGAGUUGUCUGCAAGACCAAAAUUCAGAGCACAGAGCUGCUGCUGCCACUACUGAUCAGGGUGAUGGGAACAGUCACAUGGACAGUGAUGCUGCAGGGGCCCAGGAACACGUUAAACAGAAGCUGAAGAGCCCAAAACUUCUUUCCAAAACAUUAAAGAGGAAUACAAGCAAAAAAAGUCCAGACUGUGAAGAUAAUACAGGUGGGAAUGAGAACACAAGCCUUCUGGAAGAUAAGGAGCUUUGUCUUCAUGCUGCUGUCUCAAAGGAGCCCAGUACAAUACAGAAACAGCUCCAGGACAACCAGAGGAGGCUGGCAGCUCUGGAAGAGAGACACAGAGAGAGAGAAUUGCAGAAAAAACUCAUUCAAGGAGCUCUUUCAAAUCUGGAUAGGCAGCCAGCAGGAAAGCACAAACACAUCAUAUUCGAUUCUGAUGGGGAAGACGAAGCUGAAGUGAACGAGAUGUUGAAAAAAGAUGCAAGUUUGGGAAAUAAGCAUGGAGAAGAUAAGUCAGCUCCCAAACCUUCAGGCAGACUGUUUGAUAGCAGUGAGGAUGAGCAAGAGGAUACGGACGAUGAGCGAUUCAAAAUUAAGCCCCAGUUUGAAGGCAAAGCUGGUGAAAAACUCCUGCAGCUGCAGUCCCGCUUUGGCACCGAUGAAAGGUUCCGCAUGGAUGCUCGAUUCCUUGAGAGCGACAGUGAGGAAGAAGAGACAAACAGCCUGAAGGCAGAUGAAGAAGAGGAGCUUGCUGCAGAGAAAAAGAAAAAUCUGGAAAUACUGGGAAGCCUCCUGAAUAUCAACCUGGAGCAGCCCAAGCCAAACAAAACAGCCAUGAAUAUGAAGAAAUUCAAAGAUAUUAAUGCCCUCCGUUAUGAUCCAACAAGAGAGGACCAUGCAGUUUUUGAAAGGAAACCAAGCUCUACAGAAAAGGAGAGUAAGACCAAAAGGAAAAAGAAACAAGAGAGUGAGACCCUGCCUCAAGUGUCUGAAAAAAUCUAUUAUGAUAUUGCUGCUGAUUUAAAAGACUUGUUUGAAUCUUCAAAGAACAAGCCAGAAAAUACUGAGGAAAUACCCUGGGACAAAGAGGAUGCACAGGACUCUGCCCCAGAUGACCAUUUGGGGCCUGAGAACAACGUAGCUCAGGAAUCAACUACUUUCAAGUUUUCCUUCUUUGGAGACACAGAAGAGUUGGGUGUCAAAGAAGAGCCUUAUGUACUUGGAACAAUAAAACCAGGAAAAGUCACAUGGCAAGAGGAUCCACGUUUUCAAGACAGCAGUUCUGAGGGUGAUGAUGAGCCUGAGACGUCAGAAAUUGAAAAGGACCAAGAAAUAUUUCUUUCGCUACCACACACAGAAAAUCCGAGAUUUUUCUUCUUCUCCAAAGAUGAUGAGCGCCUAAGAGAGGGCCCAAGGUUAUUUUGUAGAUCAGUAGAGCUCAGUGAAGAAAGAGAAGGCUGGGAAGAGAGACGUGCAUUAUUGCUUGAGGAAUGCCGGAAGAAGCACAAGGAUGCCAAAAGAAAAGUGAGAGCAAAACAAUAAAUUUUCUUUUAGAGAUCAAAACCUUUUCCGAUUGUUCCUUGAAGAAGUUGCCAAACAAUGUUACUUUUGAAAUCGUUUCAGAGAUCUAAUAUGAUAAAGUAUUGGCCCAAAGUCUUAGCCUGUCUUUCUGAAUACAAACAUGUUUCUUGUGUCAAUUGAUGGUCUGUACUAGGGUUUGUAGGGCUUUGUGUGUAUCCUUUGAAUUUGAGUUGUUUCUUUGCAGGACUUUUAAGAAUUAGAUGGUGUACUAAAGAGAACAUUUUAGUGUGUCCUGCUCUCCAGUGCUGUACAGGCUUGAGAAGGAGCAGGUAGCUCUGUGUCUAUGUGCAACUUGCAGGAGCAGCACUGGAGCAGUGCCCAGGGCCUGGAGUUGUAAACGGGUUCCUGGAGCUAAGGACAAAGUGUUCACAGCUUGGGAUUGUCUGACCAAGCUCUUCUGGCUCCUCCUGCUUCGAGCCCUUGUGGACACACGGGUUCCCUGCAGAGCCCCAGGUGCAGCUCCCCAACUUCCCCCUCUUCUUCUGCCUCCUCCCUGCCUCCUGGAUAAAUGCACUCCCUGGCAUUGCACCAGAUCUGCCUCCCUCCUAGUUUGUUUUCCAAUCAAGGUGGCUCUCCCAUGGAAACAAAAAAAUGGAUGAGCUCCUGCUGCCCCAGCAUCAGGCAGGUGCAGGG
Messenger RNA from Oenanthe melanoleuca, 4303 nucleotides. It is a transcript of the gene NOL8, whose product is annotated as nucleolar protein 8. The record is from RefSeq and is a predicted model, not a curated record. Gene Ontology annotation, molecular function: RNA binding. Lineage: Eukaryota; Metazoa; Chordata; Aves; Passeriformes; Muscicapidae. Bases 83 to 3631 code for a protein of 1182 amino acids. The transcript has 17 exons.